AUGUCACCACCACCUCGAAUAUUGAUCUUCGGCACCGGUAGCAUUGGCGCCGUCUACGCAUGGGUAUUGGCCCAAGCCGUUGGUGAAUCCAAUGUAUUCGCGGUCUGCCGGUCCAACUAUGACAUCGCAAAGAAACAAGGCUUCACGAUCAACUCGGGCAUAUUCGGCGAUAACCUGAACGUGCGUCCAGUGAUAGUGCGAUCCGCCGCCGAGGCAGCAGAAAUCUCAACCACGACAUCCAACAACCGAGACCAAGUCCCCAUAUUCGACUACGUGAUCAUCACCGCCAAAGCCAUACCAAGUACGCCGUCAAUCCCCAGCCAGAUAGCACCAGCCAUCAGUCCCCAAACCACCAUUGUCCUCAUCCAAAACGGCAUCGGCAUCGAACAAAUCUACCACGACGCCUUUCCAGAGAACCCCAUCCUCUCAUGCGUCGUCUACUUACCGGCAACCCAAACCUCCCCGGGCACCAUAACACACACCGAAGUCGAACACCUCCACAUCGGCACAUAUCCCUCCAACACUAAACUCAGCACCAGCACCAGCACAACCGACUCACCCCCAACCCCAACCUCUGCAGCCCAAAACGCAGCCUCAACCUUCACAUCCCUAAUCCGCGCGGGCCACGCAACCGCGACGCUGCACAGGGACAUCCAAGGCGAACGCUGGACGAAACUACUGGUGAACGCGUCGUGGAACCCGAUGUGCGCGCUGUCGCGCAGCCGGGACGCAGAAAUCCUGAACAGCUCGCCGGCCCACGCGCCCGAAGUCCUGCGCGCCGUGAUGCUCGAGGUCGCGGCCGUGGCGCGCGCCGCGGGCUAUGCGCACGUGUCGCCGGAGCGGGCGGAGAUGCAGCUCGGGCGGGCGCGCGCCAGGGCCCUGCCCGGCGUCGAGCCCAGCAUGCUUGCCGACGUGAGGGGCGGACGCCGCAUGGAGGUCGAUGCCAUUGUGGGGAAUGCAUUGCGCGUCGCCGAGGGGUUGGGCGUGCACACGCCGUUGUUGCGCUUGUUGUUCGUCUUGUUGAAUGCCCUGGAGAGGAGGGUGGAGGACGCCGAGGUUUAG
Exophiala bonariae is the source of this 1062-nucleotide messenger RNA. RefSeq lists its product as uncharacterized. The coding region runs from base 1 to 1062 and encodes 353 amino acids. Gene Ontology annotation, cellular component: cytoplasm. Lineage: Eukaryota; Fungi; Ascomycota; Eurotiomycetes; Chaetothyriales; Herpotrichiellaceae. Gene Ontology annotation, molecular function: 2-dehydropantoate 2-reductase activity. The record is from RefSeq and is a predicted model, not a curated record. The transcript has a single exon. Gene Ontology annotation, biological process: pantothenate biosynthetic process.